UAUGGGGCUGUGCGCGCUCAACUCUCAACACCACUUACAUAUGGGGCUGUGCGCGCUCAACUCUCAACACCACCUACAAGCAUGGGGCUGUGCAUAAAGCUUCUUGCUGGUAGCGUAUGGGGCUGUGCGCGCUCAACUCUCAACACCACUUACAAGAUGCUUGUUCAAUCAAUAAUGCCGUAUUGCUGUGAGCCACUCAUUACAGCCACUGAGGUGAUUCUCAAUCCACUCGAGAAGGCACACAACCAAGCAUUACGACCCACUCAUUACAGCCACAGAGGAAGCACCACAAUAUGUUCUCUUAUCAAAGAGAUGGCCUUGAUCCUGUAUGAGAAGCUACCUCAUCAAAGAAAAGGCCUUGAUCCUACCAAGACAUCUGAAAACGCAAUCUGGUUUAAUACACGUUACAAAUCGAUCAUACCAAACGUCUCUCUACCCAUGAACCCAUUAGCAGACACUGAUGGAGUUCCUCUACCCAUGAACCCAUUAGCAGACACUGAUGUAGAGUAUUGCAUCCAACUGCUUGACUACUUCAGCAAAUCAAACACCCCUCCAGAACAAAUGCUCUCACUGGCCCUUGAGACAAUCAAUGUCAACUAUCCUGCAGACCAAUGGCUCCAGUGA
This is a messenger RNA of Rodentolepis nana, 624 nucleotides long. The record is from the annotation of a GenBank genome assembly. Lineage: Eukaryota; Metazoa; Platyhelminthes; Cestoda; Cyclophyllidea; Hymenolepididae.